CAGUCUAUUCGAGACAGCUAGUCCAUCACAGGGGAGGGUACUUUUUACACAACUGCCAAUUUUUUCCUGCUCGGGUCGCAUUUCCAACAACUUCCUCAAUUAACGCUCAGAGCAGUUUUUGUUCCUUGAAGCCUUUUCAAUAUGUCGGCCCAUACAGCAAAAAGAAGGAGACUGAGCCCUUCACCGGACGAUUCCUCGCGUACACAAAAUAAUAGUGCAUACUCGGUAUCGAAUCGAAAUAGACUGACUGAUAGCGAUGCCGCUAAAUCCUCUCGAAAGUCCGACGUUUCUACUCUGCGCACCAGUGGGCCUUCAAAGAACGACCGCUCCGCUGAACUUGCGCUCGCCAGCGGUUUCUAUAAAUCCACCUUUUUCAAGCUACAACUGGACGAACUACUGAAUGGGUCGAGGCCGAACUAUGACAAACAAGUCUCGCGACUCCAGGAGACACUUCACAAGUUGAAAAGCGUUAUCGAAUCGGAGAAGGAGCUGCGUGGCGCGCAUGGAAUUACCGUUCCAUUCCCUGAACCUCGCCCGGCCAAGGAUACAAAGUACACCGUAUCCUACUCGAAACCAACAAAUAUCAAUGUGGUCGGAAGUCUCUCUUUGAAAACAGGUGUCAAAAGCGAUGUACCGUUGACGGUGGACUUGGCAGUCACGAUGCCCAGUGCUUUGUUUCAGGAAAAGGAUUACGUGAACUACCGCUAUUUCCACAAGCGGGCAUAUUACAUCGCGAGCCUUGCUGCCGGGAUUAGGGAAGCGGAGGAACUGAAUCUCACCGUCAAAUUUGGGCUUCAAGAUGGUGACAGCCUUCGUCCUGUUCUUCUACUGGAGCCUAAUAGCACCGAGAGAAAGGAGUCCCUGCCUGCAAAGACUCAGAUUCGUAUAAUUACGGCCAUCGAAGACUCCUUGUUCCCAAUCUCUCGGACCUUGCCGUCGAGAAACAAUAUUCGCCAGGGCUCAACGGAUGUGCCUGUGUCUCAGGAGUCCACCCCAUUCUACAAUGCCGCUCUUCGUUCAGAAGCCACAGUGGCACAGUAUCACAAGUUUCUUCACAACGCUGCUCGGAAUUGCGAAUCCUUCAAGGAUGCCUGCAUUUUAGGCCGGACAUGGCUCCGACAGCGGGGACUGGGCUCAUCUCCGUUCAAGGGCGGAUUCGGUGGUUUUGAAUGGACAGUGCUCAUGGCUCUCCUCUUCGAAGGAGGAGGUCCCAACGGCAAGCCCGUUCUACUAAAAUCAUAUAGUAGCUACCAGCUAUUCAAGGCGACCCUUCAAUUCAUUGCAGGAAGGGACCUGGCCAUUCCGUUGCUAUUCUCCGCUACGGACAUAUCUUUUCCUGAUGGCACCCCAGUCCUAUUUGAUGGCAAACGCGGGUUGAAUGUCCUUUAUAAAAUGGCCCCUUGGUCCUAUGCCUUUCUUCGCCGUGAAGCAAACACUACUGUGCGCAUGUUGAAUGAAUCUCGCGACGACAACUUUGACAAAGUCUUUAUCAUCAGGGUGAAUGAACCUCUUCUGAGAUUUGACCGCAUCUUGAAGCUUCCAGCGCAGGACAGUGCAAACAUCCUCCGGAGCCUUCGCAGCCAGACUGCUGUAUAUGACGUGAUUGUUAGAGCGCUUGGGGACAGAGCGGAUCUCGUACAUAUUUACGGGGAUGUUUUCAAGCCCUGGCCGGUAGACGCAAAACCGCAUCGCAAGCCAGAAAGCCAAAGUGUCUCCGUGGGUAUCGUUCUUAAUACCGACAACGCUGAGCGUGUUGUCGAUCAUGGCCCGUCUGCAGAACAGAAAGAAGAGGCAGCUUCUUUUAGGUCAUUUUGGGGAGAGAAGGCUGAACUCAGACGUUUUAAGGAUGGUACUAUUCGAGAGAGCUUGGUAUGGACUGAUGAGAAGUCAUCACCAUCUAUAGUGUAUCAGAUCUUGAUGUACAUCUUGAGCCGCCAUUUUAACUACACCAAAGACGACGUGGUAUUCAUUGGAGAUGAAUAUGACGACAAGCUUCGCGAAGGCGGCGACGAUGUCUUCUCUUACUCGAGUCCCGCUUUUCAGGCAAUCACCGAUGCCUUCACUUCAGUGCAAAGAUCAAUUCAAGACAUGGAUGGUGUUCCCCUAACUGUUAGGCAUCUGGCACCAGCUAGCCCUAGUCUGCGCUACACUGCCCUCCGGCUCCAUGGUACUGCUGGGGUUGCAUCCAACCCUGCGGACAUUGUUCUUCAGUUUGAGAGCUCGGCCCGGUGGCCAGAUGAUCUGAAGGCUAUCCAGAUGACCAAGGUCGCCUUUCUCAUCAAGAUAGGAGACUCCUUGAAGUCGGGCGGGGUUGCUUCCGCCUGUAGAGUUGGGUUGGAAAAUGAGUCAACGGGGUUGAUGAAUAAUUCCUUCUUGGACAUCACCCAUACAUCAGGAAUAGUUUUCCGCCUUAGGAUUCACCAUGAGCGCGAGCAGCUGUUGCUAGAACGUCAACUGAAGGAGAAAGGUGCUAGCCCGCUGGCGAAACAACAAGUGGCUUAUGCCUUAGCUGCAUAUAAGCGACUCUUUAUCCAAACACCUCGUCUAACGCAGGCAAUCCGCACUUUAUGUACACGCUUCCCACUGUUGUCGCCAACAAUUCGCCUCGUUAAAUAUUGGUUCAAUUGCCACCUGCUCGCAGGUCAUGUCAAUCAAGAGUUGAUUGAAUUACUCGUUGUCCGGGUCUUUACCCAGUCUUAUCCUUGGGACAGCCCCUCGAGUGUCAUGGCCGGCUUUUUGAGGACGCUUCAUGUCCUUUCCCGAUGGGAUUGGCAGCAGGAGCCAUUGAUGGUCGAUUUCGGUGAAUUAAAUAAGGAGUCAAUGGAAGCGAUCCAGACUCGCUUUUCUGCCUGGCGAAGCGUCGACCCGGCCAUGAAUACCGUCGCCUUGUUUGUUGCUUCCGAUAUUGACACUGAUGGCGUAACUUGGACACAGCAUGAAAUGCCACCAAAGGUCGUGGCUGCUCGAAUGUGUACUUUGGCUAAAGCGGCCAUGAAAUUGCUGCGGGAGCAGGGCUAUGGCCUUACUGUGUCAGACUUGUUCCAUACGUCCCUAGCACCCUACGAUUUCGUUAUCAACAUUCGCCCGGGCCUGCUACAGGAACGAUUGGCACUGCCUACGAGAUUCAAGAACUUAGAUGCGCGGAGAACUGCGCGAACUGCUAAACCUGCAAUGGUGUCGUCCUUUGCUCGUGACCUGCAGGCGUGUUACCAUCCAAACAUGCUUCUCUUCCACGGCGACGAAAGCUGCAGCGUUAUCGGCGGUCUCUGGAACCCACAGAUCCUCAAACCGAAGAAAUGGACGCUGAAGUUGGCAUAUUCAACGUGCCCUUCAGAACCGAGAGCCAACGAAGAAGUGUCUAUGAAUUGCCAAGCCGUCCUAAGCGAGAUCGCCAGAUUAGGUGCUGACUUGGUGGAUAGUAUAGAAGUGCAUACAGAGGUGGCUUCCGAGAAGUAA
Aspergillus costaricaensis CBS 115574 is the source of this 3456-nucleotide messenger RNA. Its product is annotated as rRNA-processing protein UTP22. Gene Ontology annotation, cellular component: CURI complex; small-subunit processome; UTP-C complex. The transcript has 2 exons. Gene Ontology annotation, biological process: rRNA processing; tRNA export from nucleus. The record is from RefSeq and is a predicted model, not a curated record. The coding region runs from base 142 to 3456 and encodes 1104 amino acids. NCBI's taxonomy places the organism in Eukaryota, Fungi, Ascomycota, Eurotiomycetes, Eurotiales, Aspergillaceae.